Hemiscyllium ocellatum (epaulette shark) is the source of this 3413-nucleotide messenger RNA. RefSeq names its product inactive serine protease PAMR1-like. NCBI's taxonomy places the organism in Eukaryota, Metazoa, Chordata, Chondrichthyes, Orectolobiformes, Hemiscylliidae. Gene Ontology annotation, biological process: proteolysis; complement activation. The transcript has 14 exons. Gene Ontology annotation, cellular component: extracellular region. The record is from RefSeq and is a predicted model, not a curated record. The coding region runs from base 150 to 2876 and encodes 908 amino acids. Gene Ontology annotation, molecular function: calcium ion binding; serine-type endopeptidase activity.
UUUGAUGGAUUUUUUAAAUCCUGUGGUAGGAAACUAUCUGGGGUUCUGUAACAUGAACUCAGUGUGUCGGGGAAUCGUGUGAAGGAGAAGCACUGACUGUACUAUUAAGGGCAAAUCUGAAGGGUGAAAGGAGCUGCAGUUUGAACAGGAUGUUGGCCUGGACGGUUCUAGGUCUGCUUAUAAUUCAAAUGCCAAGUGUCUUAACACUGUCAAAAGGAUAUACUUUAAUCAAUGAAGACUGUCCAGGGGCUGAGUGGAAUAUCAUGUGUCGAGAUUGUUGUGAAACGGAUCAGAUUGAAUGUGUUUGUCCUGGGAAGGAUGAGGUUGUGGGAUAUUCUGUCCCAUGCUGCCGGAAUGAGGAAGAUGAAUGCGACUCUUGUUUGAUACACCCAGGCUGCAUCAUCUUUGACAACUGUAAGAGAUGUAACAACGGAUCAUGGGGAACAUUGGAUGAUUUCUACAUCAAAGGACUUUAUUGCUCAGAGUGCCAUGCUGGCUGGUCAGGGGGAGACUGUAUGAAAUGUGGGGCUGUUAUAAAUGCUUCAAGAGGGCAGAUUGUUCUGGAAGGAUAUCCCAGCAACUCUCAUUGUGAAUGGACAGUGUCAGUGAAUUCCAGUUUUGCUAUUGAAUUACGAUUCUCCAUGCUGAGUCUGGAGUUCGAUUACAUGUGCCAAUAUGAUUAUGUGGAAAUCCGUGAUGGCGAUAACAUUGACUCCAGGGUUGUUGGAAAAUUCUGUGGAAAUGAAAGGCCUCCCCCAAUCAGGACUACUGGGAGCUCGUUACAUAUUUUAUUUGUAUCUGAUGGGUAUAAAAGCUUUGAUGGAUUUUUUGCUACAUUUGAGGAAGUUGAUGUGUGCUCCUCAUCUCCUUGCUUACAUGAUGGACUGUGUCUCCAGCUCGGACCAGCUUACUAUAAGUGUGCCUGUCUAGCUGGGUAUACAGGCAAAUGGUGUGAAAACAUGGUGAUAUGUAGGAAUCCCAUGGCCCCAGUCAAUGGUACAGUGGAAGGAGACGAUUUCCGGUUUGGUUCCCAGAUCUACUACAGUUGUGAUGCCAAUUUCAAGUUGGUUGGAAGUAACAUUGCCACCUGUCAACUGGAUGGGAACUGGAGCGUGAGUACACCGCGCUGUGAGAGCAAGAUCUGUCCUGACCCUGGUGUGCCACUGAAUGGGCAUCAAAAAAUUCUCCCAAGAAGCGGAAAUAUAAGCACAGGCUAUGUAACCAUUGGCACUAUUGUGCAGUUUGCCUGCAGAGAUUCGUUUAUUCUGAGUGGUAGUGCACAAAGAAGGUGUCAACAGGAUGGAACAUGGACGGGGAAGCAACCCACUUGUACAAAAGGGAACAAUGCCUGCCCUGACCCUGGUGUCCCACUAAAUGGCCAUCGAAGAAUUCUUCCAGGAAGUGGUCAUAUAAACCAGGGCUAUGCAACUGUGGGUACGAUCCUGCAAUUCACUUGCAAUUAUUUGUUUCUUCUGAGUGGAAGUGCACAAAUAAUUUGUCAAGAGGAUGGAAUGUGGACAGAGAAGCAACCAAUCUGCACAAAAGUGAAUAUCAACUGUACUGUCCCUGGUGCACCGCUAAAAGGUCAACAGAGAAUUCUCCUGGGAAGUGGGGAGAUCCACCAGGGUUAUGCAACUGUAGGCACCAUCAUGCAAUUCACCUGCAGUUAUUCAUUUGUCUUGAGUGGGAAUGCACAGAGAACAUGUCAACAGGAUGGAACAUGGACAGAGAAGCAACCCACCUGUGUAAAAGCUUGCAAACAACCUAAGCUUCCUAAUCUGGUGAAACAGAAAAUUUUGUCAACACAACCUCAGACCAGGAAGACUCCACUACAUAGACUGUUUUCUACUAUACAAGACAAGGAGCUAUCCCAAAUUUCUCCCACUAAAAUUCCUGUACAUCAUAUUGGGAAUCUUCCAGCAGGUUUCUUUCACCCCCACACACAGCUGGAAUAUGAGUGUAUCUCCCCUUUCUACAGGCGUCUUGGAAGCAAGAAAAGAACAUGUCUUAAAACGGGAAAAUGGAGUGGACGAUCACCAACAUGUAUUCCAAUUUGUGGAAAACUUGGCAACUUCAGCCUGCAGAAUCUACCCUCAAUGGCUUGGGCAUGGCAGGCUGCACUUUACCAUAAGAUGUCACGCACCAGCAACGAGAUCGUCAGGCAGCAGGCAUGGUUCCUCGCUUGCAGUGGGGCACUCCUGAAUGAACGGAACAUUGUUAUUGCCGCCCACUGCGUGACAGAGCUGGGAAAGGCGGUGGUGAUCAGCACAGCCGAUAUGAUGGUGGUCCUGGGAAAGCAUUACCAUGAGGAAGAACUGCAAGAAAAGAGCCGACAAUAUCUACAAAUUGCUGCAGUUAUUGUGCAUCCCUCCUAUGACCCAGUUCUGCUAGAUUCAGAUAUUGCAAUCGUCAAACUAAUGGACAAGGCCAAAAUCACCGACCAUGUGCAGCCCGUAUGUCUUCCUGAUGUAAAAGAUCUAUCAAAUAUGAAUACACAGGGAUAUGUCACAGGGUGGAGAAUGCAGCAUGAUGCCAACGACUCGGCUCAUACAAAUGACACGAUCCGUGUGGGCACUAUUGAAAUAGGCGAUUCUGUCCAGUGCGAGCAGCAGUAUGAAGACCAUGGGAUCUCUGUCAGCAUCACUGAGAACAUGUUCUGUGCCCGUCAGGAUCCAAAUGGAUUCUCAAACAUUUGCCCGUUGGAGACAGGUGGCGUGGCAACUUUCCCUGCUCCAGACAGGGCGGGCUCUGCUUUCACUUGGUACCUGGUAGGCUUGGUGAGCUGGGGCUAUGAGAAAGGAUGCAGUGAAGAACUUUUCACUGUUUAUACAAACGUCACUCCAUUCAAAGAUUGGAUUGAAAAACACCUGAAAUAAAGCUCUUUGCAUGAUGCAGCAUCUCAAAAAUCUUACAUGAACAAUGGCGUUCAAUUUCCAGUUUGCAUCAUCUGAAUUGUUCAAUAUGUUUACGGAUAAUCAAUAUUUACAUUAUAACUUUAAUCACUUAGCACAGAUCAUCCUUCUUUCCAAACAACUGAAUUGAUGGUACAGACUGUUUUGAGGAGAUGCAAAGCUAGACUGCCAAAUUACAAUGAUUUUAUAAUUCCACUGCAAGAAUCCAGUUCACUUUCCUCCUUUACCUCAAGCCAAGAUUACUUCUCUUUCGCUUCAGAGAAAAAAAAAUUUCUGCAUUCCCACAACCCAUGGAUCAAAUUUACUCCCUCUCCUAGAGUCAAAUUCACUUUUCCUCCCAUCAGAAAUCAAAUUUACUAUAGAACUGGCUACAACAUAGUUGGGUGCUAACCAGCAUUUUGAAAACAUUUAGCAUAACUUUUUUUCUGAUUUUCAAUGCCUUUGCAGUUCUCUCUUAAAGCCCAAGAUCAGAUUUUUUUUUAAAAGCGACAGUCUGUCCUA